AUGUAUUUAUUAUGCAAUAUAUCAUUUCCCCUCUUUCUUUAUCUUGAUGACUUGUACAUUAUAUAUCAGACUUCAACAGCAUUCAACGAGUUCUUCUUUAAAUUCUUCUUCUUCUUCCAUUUUUUAAAAUUUUUUCUGUUUUUUUCUUGGACCUCAUUUCUUAUAAUUUUAUAUCUUUUUUCCUUUUCUUUUCUUGCAGCUUCUUUUCCUUCUUCUUCUUCUUUUCCUUCUUCUUCUUUUCUUUCUUCUUCUUCUUCUUCGUCUUCUUCUUCUUCUUCUUCUCCUCCUCCUUUAAUACCUUGUCCUUUUUCUUCCUUUAAUUUUUCCUUCUUUCCUUUUUUCUCUUUUUCCUUCUUGCUUUCUUUUUCACCCUCAUUCUUUAUAAUUUUCUCGGCUUCUCAUUUUAUUUUCUUACUGUUUUCCUUCUCUUAUUUCAUUUCCUUCUUAUCUCUUCUUUACUCUUCUUUUUUAUUCUUCAGCUUAUUUUUUUUAUCAUCUUCUCUUGAUUUUCUUCUUUUUCGCCCUCAUUUCUUAAAGAUUUUCGUUUUCCUUCUUUCUUCUUAUUUCCUGUACAUGUUACUUCCUUUCCUUCUCAGAAAGGAAGAAAACAAAAAGAAAAAAAGUAAAUAA
Acanthosepion pharaonis is the source of this 630-nucleotide messenger RNA. The record is from the annotation of a GenBank genome assembly. Lineage: Eukaryota; Metazoa; Mollusca; Cephalopoda; Sepiida; Sepiidae.